GGGCCCGCAGUGGCGCGGUGUCCCGGCGGCGCGAGCGGCCGAGGGCCAUGGCCGCCUCCCUGGGCCCCGCUGGCCCCCGCGGCAGCGCCGGGGCCGUGCACGCCCCUGGCCCGUCGGGCCUCGCCCUCGAUUCGGGACUCGAGAUCAAAACCCGCUCGGUGGAGCAGACGCUGCUCCCGCUGGUUUCGCAGAUCACGACACUUAUUAAUCACAAAGAUAACACUAAAAAGUCUGAUAAAACUCUGCAAGCCAUUCAGCGGGUAGGACAAGCUGUGAACUUGGCAGUUGGAAGAUUUGUUAGAGUGGGGGAAGCCAUCGCCAAUGAAAACUGGGAUUUGAAAGAAGAAAUAAAUAUUGCCUGUAUUGAAGCGAAACGAGCAGGAGAAACGAUUGCAGCACUUACAGAUGUCAGCAGCUUGAAUCCCCCAGACCCUGAUGGUCAGAUCACAAUUUUCACAGACAAAGCAGGAGUGAUAAAAGCUGCCAGAUUGCUUCUUUCUUCAGUGACAAAAGUGCUGUUGUUGGCUGACCGAGUAGUCAUUAAGCAGAUAAUAACAUCAAGAAAUAAGGUCCUUGCAACUAUGGAAAGACUAGAGAAAGUGAAUAGUUUUCAAGAGUUUGUCCAAAUAUUCAGUCAAUUUGGAAAUGAAAUGGUGGAGUUUGCACAUCUAACUGGAGAUAGACAAAAUGACCUGAAAGAUGAAAAGAAAAAGGCGAAAAUGGCAGCAGCUAGGGCGGUCCUGGAGAAGUGUACGAUGAUGCUUCUUACAGCGUCCAAGACGUGUCUCAGGCAUCCCAACUGCGAGUCAGCCCACAAAAACAAAGAAGAAGUGUUUGACCGCAUGAAAGUGGCUCUGAACAAGGUCAUCGAGAUUGUGACCGACUGCAAGCCAAAUGGAGAGACGGACUCUGCGUCUGUUAGUAUUUUUUCCGGGAUUAAAGAAUUUAAGAGGAGUAUGGACAUUCUCCGGGAGAAUCUUUACUUCCAGUCAAAAGAGAAUCUUUCUGCCACACUGGAUGUCAUCUUGGAGCGUACAGAGGACUUCACCGAUUCAGCCUACACCAGCCACGAGCACAGAAAACGCAUCUUGGAACUGUGCACUCAGGCAAGAACGGCACUGCAGCAGCUAAUUUCUGUGUGGAUGCAAGCACAAAGCAAGAAAACCAAAAGCAUUACUGAAGAACUGGAACUGACGAUACUGAAGAUCAAUCAGAGCCUCAGUGAGCUGAGGAGAGAACUUCAUAGUACAGCCACUCAACUGGCAACUGAUCUGUUAAAAUACCAGGCUGACCAUGCGGUUCUGAAAGCAUUAAAACUUACUGGAGUAGAAGGAAAUUUAGAUGGCUUGGCCGAAUAUGCCUGCAAGCUCUCUGAACAGAAAGAGCAACUUGUUGAGACCUGUCGGUUGUUGUGGCACGUGUCUGGAACAGAGCCUCUUGAGAUCACCUCGUUACACGCAGAGGAGACAUUUCAGGUGACUGGACAGCAGAUAAUUUCGGCUGCUGAGACAUUGACGUUGCAUCCAUCUAGUAAAAUUGCUAAAGAAAACUUAGAUGUAUUUUGUGAAGCUUGGGAAUCUCAAAUCAAUGACAUGUCAACACUUCUAAGAGAAAUCAAUGAUGUGUUUCAAGGAAGACGAGGAGAGAAGUAUGGAUACCUUUCACUUCCAAAGACACUGAAGAAUAAUGCAAACCUGAAAUCCUUAAAGCCAGAAAAGCCUGACUCUGAGGAGCAAGCCAGGAUAGCAAAGCUUGGCCUUAAGCUGGGUUUGCUCACCUCUGACGCCAACUGUGAGAUCGAGAAGUGGGAGGACCAGGAGAAUGAGAUUGUCCGGGGCGGACGGAGCAUGUCCAACAUGGCCUAUUCGCUGUAUUUAUUUACUAGGGGAGAGGGGCCACUAAAAACUUCCCAGGAUUUAAUUCAUCAGCUAGAGAUUUUUGCUGAUGAGGGCUUAAAGCUAGCUUCAAGUGUACAAGCUUUCUCCAAACAGCUGAGAGAUGAUGACAAGCUUAUGCUUCUCCUGGAAAUAAACAAGCUAACUCCUCUCUGCCAACAACUCCAGACAAUAACUAGGACACCUUUCCAGAAUCAAGUCUUUCUAAAGGUCGAUAAGUGCAUUACAAAGGCGAGAUCCACGAUGGCUAUCUUGGUGCAGCUCCUCUCGCUGUGCUAUAAGCUGAUGAAGAAGUUUCAGAUGGAAAACAACAAGUGGGGCUCGGUGACAAAGAAAGACUCUGUGAAUGGCAAAUCCUGAGCUUUUGGGGUCAGAUAUCUGCAACAUCGCGUGGCAAGGCUGACGUUUUUCUAAAACAGAUGAUCCUUUAUAUUUUUAGAAAUUCAAAAAUUUUAUUAAAAAAAAAACCCACACACCAUGAAAUACUGCUGUAUUUUCUGACCAUAAAAUCAAUUGUGGAAACUUUUGGAAACUAAUAAAUGCCAUGGCAAUCGCUAGAA
This is a messenger RNA of Sorex fumeus (smoky shrew), 2455 nucleotides long. RefSeq names its product catenin alpha like 1 (gene CTNNAL1). The record is from RefSeq and is a predicted model, not a curated record. Gene Ontology annotation, molecular function: cadherin binding; actin filament binding. Gene Ontology annotation, biological process: cell adhesion; Rho protein signal transduction. Lineage: Eukaryota; Metazoa; Chordata; Mammalia; Eulipotyphla; Soricidae. The transcript is spliced from 19 exons. The coding region runs from base 48 to 2255 and encodes 735 amino acids.